Molecule: messenger RNA, 537 nt
Organism: Musca vetustissima
Lineage: Eukaryota; Metazoa; Arthropoda; Insecta; Diptera; Muscidae
Exons: 1
Coding region: 1-537 (178 amino acids)
Biological process (GO): vesicle-mediated transport; intracellular protein transport
Cellular component (GO): cytoplasm
Molecular function (GO): GTPase activity; GTP binding
Source: RefSeq, a predicted model, not a curated record
AUGGCCAAUAAGAAAGAAAUUGAAAUAUUAAUGGUGGGCCUGGAUAAUGCAGGCAAAACUAGACUACACUAUACCCUCAAAGAGGGUCCCAUGGUUAAUCUAAUAACCACAUUGGGUUAUAAUGUUGAAACUAUCGAAUAUAAGGGACAACAAUAUACCAUUUACGAAAUUGGUGGCCUCAAUACCGUACGAAUCUUACGGAAUUUUUAUACUGAAAAUAAAUCAAUUGUUAUUUAUGUCGUUGAUGUGGCCGAUAAGGAACGUUAUGCAGAAGCCCAAGAAGAUCUGCACAAUGUAUUUGAAACGAAUGAGAAUUUAAGUGAUGCUAUCUUAUUGGUCUUGGGUAACAAAAUUGAUUUGUUACCGGCAUUUGAUGUCAAUUGUUUGGUGGAUAUUUUAAAAUUGCCAGAUUUAAAACAAAAAUGGAAAUUGUUGGGAAUUUCUACGCUGAUGGAUGGUCGUGAUGAACUAUGUAAAAUAUUUGAUGUUAUAUUGGAAAUGUUACCAAGUGAAAAUUGUCAUGUUGAUGCUGAAUAA